AUGCACAGUAGAAAUUACCUCCAGCCAAGUCCAUCAGAUCCAUCAAUACUCAGACACCAAAGACUUCAUCCGUUGGAGUCCAUUUGGGAAGGUACAAUACAGGAAGAGGUGUUAACCUGUAGAAGACAUGUAGAUGUUCUUCACUUGGAUGCCCCUCCAGAAUUGAUUGUCCCUCAUUUGAAAAAAAGUGGUUUUAUUAGAGUAUCUCGAAUCAGAUUUUUUGCAUUAGAUUGGCACCUGAUAUCAGCUCUAGUUGAAAGGUGGAAGCCUGAGACGCACAUGUUUAUGUUGCCGAUAGGAGAGUGCACUAUCACUCUAGAAGAUAUCGACAUAAUGACUGGAUUGCCUAUAGAUGAUAUGGGACAGGCUGGGCAAUAUAGUUGGGGUUUAGCAUGCCUUACAUAUCUAUAUAGGGAGCUUUGCCAUGGUGCAGAUCCUGAAACUAAAGAGAUAUCUGGUGCCAUUUUCAUCUUACGAAUUUGGGCAUGGGAGAGAAUUAAGUCAGUUGCUCCAUCAUUACCAGAUCCAGCACUGCAUGAUAAUGCUCUAUUGGGUAGUAGGUGGAGCAAUAUGCGAUAG
Molecule: messenger RNA, 579 nt
Organism: Hevea brasiliensis (rubber tree)
Lineage: Eukaryota; Viridiplantae; Streptophyta; Magnoliopsida; Malpighiales; Euphorbiaceae
Product: serine/threonine-protein phosphatase 7 long form homolog
Exons: 3
Coding region: 1-579 (192 amino acids)
Biological process (GO): meristem development; meristem maintenance
Source: RefSeq, a predicted model, not a curated record